CAGACACCCACAACCUUUACUUGUAUUGCUCUUAAUUAAUAAAACCAUGAAACCCUUCGAAAUCCCAUUUACCUUUCGCCCGCGGCUACCUUCUCCUUCAGAUCAUACUCAGCCCCUCAAUCUUUUUCCAACCAUGGCCCAGAAUUCCAAUCUUCAUCAUUCUCUACCUUUCUCUACAGCAGACGAAAACCCUAAAGAGGAUAUCACCGUGGCCUUAAACAUUGGCCUUCCUAAUUAUAAUUCCACCCCCUCAAUUGAUCCAGACCAAACGGGAAAUGCAACUAUUGUAGCAGCUAAUAAUUAUUGGAUACCUACUACUGAAGAAAUCGAAAUUGGGUUCACUCAUUUUUCUUGCCAUCUCUGCUUCAAAACCUUCAACCGCUACAACAAUCUUCAGAUGCACAUGUGGGGGCAUGGAUCGGAGUAUCGGAGGGGGCCGGAGUCGCUGAAGGGAGGAAGGCGGAAGGGGGGGCCAAUGUUGGGGAAUAUUCCAUGUUAUUGUUGCGCAGAAGGGUGCAAGAACAACAUAAGCCACCCGAGAGCGAAGCCUCUGAAAGAUUUCCGAACGUUGCAAAACCAUUACAAGAGGAAGCACGGGAUGAAGCCCUUCUCGUGUCGCAAGUGCGGGAAGCUCUUGGCGGUGAAAGGUGACUGGCGAACCCACGAGAAGAAUUGUGGCAAGCGCUGGCUGUGCACGUGUGGCUCUGACUUCAAGCACAAGAGAUCGCUCAAAGACCACAUUAAAUCGUUUGGUUCUGCUCACACUCCAUUUCCUCCUUUUUUCCAGGGUCUUGAGGUACUCAAAACACACCCACCGGAAUCCUUGUUUAUUUUAAAUUAAUUAGCCU
Corylus avellana is the source of this 848-nucleotide messenger RNA. RefSeq names its product C2H2 and C2HC zinc fingers superfamily protein (gene TT1). Gene Ontology annotation, biological process: anatomical structure development; regulation of gene expression. Lineage: Eukaryota; Viridiplantae; Streptophyta; Magnoliopsida; Fagales; Betulaceae. Gene Ontology annotation, cellular component: nucleus. Gene Ontology annotation, molecular function: DNA-binding transcription factor activity. The record is from RefSeq and is a predicted model, not a curated record.